GGCCGCCCCGAGUCAUCUUCAAGGGAGGCGAGAGGCAGGACGGGCGGGCCUCAACCUCACACUCAUUUCGCUUUCCAGUCUCUCUUUUCUCUGGUUUAUGUUGUUAUUAGUGUAUCUUCUGGUUCUUAAAGCUACAAAUUCAUAGUUGUGACGCGUGCAAGCUGCCCCCUGUUUGUCUGUUGGGUCCGACGAGUCCACCCGAGAGUUCAUUCAGCUUCGUUACAAACUGCGCCACUUGUUCAACGGCAGGAAGCACCAGUGUGAGAAGGCCUACAGCCGCAUUGUGGAUGAGCUUGGGCUGAGGAAUGUGAUAUCACCCACACAGGCCAGGAAAAAAUGGUCCAAUCUCCUUCAGAAGUAUAUGGACAUCAAAGGCGGCUACUCCACAGCAAGCCCUGACUGGCCAUACUUUCAAAUCCUCGACCAAAUUGUUCCGUUGAUGCGUAAGGAGAAAAUCGAGAAACUUCCCUCUGGUGUUGACGGACGAGAUCUUGAAGGCCUCCCUAGCCCCCUCACCUCCACCACCCCUGACCCCGACACCCCCACUAUGCCUGGGGUGACGGAGACCACCACCACUGCUGCUGGGGCUGAGAAAUGCAAGGUGGAGGCAGCGGACGCCACGAGUGAGCCCCCAAGGAAGAGAGGAAGGAGUCGGCGUGCUGCCCAGCGUGCGAGGGACCGCUGGUGGGGGGCCGUGGAGGACAGUGACCUGGGGGUGGAGUCUGGGGCGGGGUCUGGGGGCUCGCGGGGUGAAGUGGCGCCCCAGGUCCCCCAAAAGAUGACCUCCGUAGACAGCCUGGAGCCCUCUCAGAUGGAGCUGCAGACCUUCAACAUGUUGGAGACGUGUUCGACGGCCCUCACGGAGAUCAGGGACGUGUUGAAGGCACACACAGAACGGCAGGAGAGGUUCAUGCAGAGCCUUCAGCAAACCAUCACCAACCAAAACAACACUGUGAAGGAAGUCCUGAGCACCGUGUCAACCCAGAACGCCACACUAAUCAGCCUCAUCACGCAGCUCACCUCCGCCACCACCCUCGCCAGCACCUCCACCAACACCUCCGCCAAGGCCACCCCACAGCACCCUCCUCCUCUAGGCAUGGCAACAGGCAGUGGAGGCGCCUACACUGACGACACCCUCCACCAACACAGCCACGGCCACAGCCAGCAGGACCCACCACAGCAACAGCAGCUCCUCGCCUCACAGCAAAGCCUGAUGAGUGCCUUGACGCAGCGACAGGCCCAGCAGCAAUGCGACAGCCCCAUGGUGGACAGCCCCGAGCUCACAGACUCCAUCUCUGGCUUGUAAGGGGCUGGAGGAAGAGGAGAGAGAAUGGGAUGAGAGGGAGAGAUUGAAGUGAGAGGAGCUGAGGAAGGAAAGAGAAAGGGCUGAGAAUAGAGAGAUGAGAAGAAAAGGAGGAGGGAAAGGAGAGGAAGAGGAGAGUGAAGGGAAGAGUAUUAUAAGCUUGGAACAGGCUGGGGAAGGAUUUAUAAGGGGAUUGAAAAGGAGAAAGGGAAGGGAGAAGGGAAAGGAGAGUGAAGGGAAGAGUAUUAUAAGCUUGGAACAGGCUGGGGAAGGAUUUAUAAGGGGAUUGAAAAGGAGAAAGGGAAGGGAGAAGGGAAAGGAGAGGAAGAGGAGAGUGAAGGGAAGAGUAUUAUAGGCUUGGAACAGGCUGGGGAAGGGAAGAGGGAAAGAAGAGGAGAGAAUGAAAGGAAUAGUGUUAUGGGCUUGAAAUGGGCUGGAGAAGGAGAGGUUAAGAGUUAAAAAGGAAAGGGAAGGGAGAGGGAGAGGAGGGGAGAGUAGAAAGUGAGGGGUAGUGUUAUAGGCUAGUAAAGUAUAGGGUAUUAAUGUUAAAAGUGUGUAAGAAAUAUAUAUCUACCAUUAUAUAUAUUUCCUUUUAUUUGCGUCUCUUGUCAAGGAAGAGGAUGACCAAUUUCUUGCACUUUCUUAUUGAUGGUUUAUGUGACAGCUGUAGGAAUGUCAUGAUGUGUGUGUGUGUGUGUGUGUGUGUGUGUGUGUGUGUGUAAACAGGUCUAUCAAGUGUAUGUUUGUUUUAAUUUGUGGGUGUUUGUGAUAUAAUAAUAAUAAUUGAAAUAUAUAAGUUUGUUUGAAAGGAUGGUGUGUGUGUUUGUUGAUGUAUUAUGUCAGUUUUUGGAUAAUCAUAGUGUUUUAAGAUGUGUGUGUGUGUGUGUGUGUGUGUUUCCUCAUCUAUGUACGCUCAUCUCCACCUCCUUUUUUUUCCUCCUUUCCCUCCUCCUCUUCCUCCUCCUCCUGUCUCUCUCUCUUCCUUUUUUCCUCCACUUCCUCCUCCUCCUGUCUCUCUUAUUCUUCCUCCAUCUCCUUCUGUUUCUCUCUUCCUCUUCUUCCUAUUCCUCCACUUCCUCCUCCUCCUCCUCUAUCUCUUAUUCCUCCUCUUUCCAUCCCUCUCUCUCUCUCUGAUUCUUCCUCCUUCUUUUCCUCCAUUUCCUCUUCCUAUCUCCCUCUUAUUUUGCCUCCUUCCUUUUCUCUCUCUCUCUCUCUCUCUCUCUCUCUCUCUCUCUCUCUCUCUCUCUCUCUCUCUCUCUCUCUCUCUCUCUCUCUCUCUCUCUCUCUCUCUCUCUCUCUCUCUCUCUCUCUCUCUCUCUCUCUCUCUCUCUUCAACUAUCAGCCUGACUUCAAACUCCUCUUCAACAAAGGUUCUAAAUAAUCUGUAUAUCUUGCAUUUAAUGAGAGUUAGUGUGCAGUAAAUAAUAAACAUUGUCGACAUAA
Eriocheir sinensis (Chinese mitten crab) is the source of this 2746-nucleotide messenger RNA. RefSeq lists its product as uncharacterized. The record is from RefSeq and is a predicted model, not a curated record. Lineage: Eukaryota; Metazoa; Arthropoda; Malacostraca; Decapoda; Varunidae. The coding region runs from base 362 to 1306 and encodes 314 amino acids. The transcript has 7 exons.